AUGUCCUCCACCGUGAACAACGGGGCGGCCAGCAUGCCGUCCCCCCCGGAUGCGGCGAACGGCUUCCCGCAGCCGGGCGCCUCCUCGGGGACCUGGCCGCGGGCGGAGGAGGAGCUGCGCGCCACGGAGCCGGGCCUGGUGAAGCGCGCGCACCGCGAGAUCCUGGACCACGAGCGCAAGCGGCGCGUGGAGCUCAAGUGCAUGGAACUGCAGGAGAUGAUGGAGGAGCAAGGGUACUCAGAGGAGGAGACCCGGCAGAAGGUCAGGACUUUCCGGCAGAUGCUGAUGGAGAAGGAGGGAAUGCUCACCAGGGAGGACCGGCCUGGGGGCCACAUCUCGGGGCCGCACCCCGCCGACCUUGCGGGGAACCAGGCCUCGGGGCGCUGCGCGGAGAAAGGGGCAGGCGGAAGGCGCGGCCCCGGGGCGCGGGUGGUGAGCGUCCCUGUCGCCGGCAGCGUGGCGGAGACCCCGCGGCUGCUCGAGGGCGCGGAGCCGGGCCUGGAGUACGCGCCCUUGGACGAGGACGACGGCCCGGUGGACUGCGACUGCCCGGCCGCCUGCUACCGCGGGCACCGGGGGUACAGGACCAAGCACUGGUCCAGCAGCUCAGCGUCGCCCCCUCCCAAGAAGAAGAAGAAAAAGAAAGGCGGCCACCGGAGAAGCCGCAAAAAGAGGAGACUGGACUCCGAGUGCAGCUGUGGGAGCUCCUCACCGCAGCGCAAGAAGAAGAAGAGUGUGAAGAAGCACCGCAGAGACAGGUCUGAUUCUGGGUCCCGGAGGAAGAGACGACACAGAUCUCGAAGCCCCAAGAGCAAAAGAAAAGAGAAGAACAAAGAGAGGAAGAGGCCACACACAGAGUCCCCGGGUCGGAGGUCCAAUCGCCACAGCAGCGGCAGCUCUCAGAGCCCCUCCCUCUCCUCCCAUUACAGCGAUUCCAGAUCACCCAGCAGGCUGAGCCCCAAGCACCGAGAUGACGGGCGGAAGACGGGCAGCCAGCGGUCCAGCGGGAGCCGGUCGCCUUCCCCGUCUGGCGGCAGCGGAUGGGGGUCGCCCCAGCAGAACGGCGGCAACAGACAGCGGAGCGGAGCGCACGGGGGCCGCCCCGGCUCGGCGCACAGCCCGCCAGAUAAGCCCAGCUCGCCCUCGCCCAGGGCCCGCGACCAGGCGGAGGCCGGCGCAGCCACGCCGCCCGCGCGGGGCAAGGAGAGCCCGAGCCCGCGCUCGGCGCCGUCGUCCCAGGGCAGAGGAGGCCGCGCGGCGGGCGGGGCGGCCAGGCGGCGGCGGCGGCGGCGGCGGCGGCGGCGGCGCUCCCGGUCCUCUGCGUCCGCGCCCCGCCGCAGGGGCCGCCGGCGCGCCCGGCCCGCGCCGCCCCGGGGCUCGUCGCGCUCGCUCAGCAGGGCCCGCUCCAGCAGCGACUCCGGCGGCGGUGGCGGCGGCGGCGGUGCCCCCGGCCCCGGGCCCGAGCCCGGCUCCGAGCGAGGCCACGGCGCGCACGGGAAACGGGCCAAGGAGCGGCCCCCGCGCGCCCGGCCGGCCAGCACCUCCCCGUCCCCGGGCGCGCACGGCAGGCACGGCGGCCCGGAGGGGAAGAGCUCGUCGCGCAGCCCGGGCCCCCACCCGCGCUCGUGGAGCUCCAGCCGCUCGCCCUCCAAGUCCCGCUCGCGCUCUGCGGAGAAGAGGAUCCGCAGCCCCAGCCGCUCGCCGUCGCCCAAGAAAACCCUGGGCCGGGACAAGGACGGCGAGGGCCGCGCGAGGCACGCCGAGGCCGAGGCCGCCCGCACCCGGCGCCGCUCCCGCAGCUACUCGCCCAUCCGCAAGCGGCGCCGGGACUCGCCCAGCUUCAUGGAGCCGCGGCGCAUCACCAGUGCCCGAAAGCGUCCCAUCCCCUACUACCGGCCCAGCCCCUCGUCCUCCUCCAGCUGCCUGAGCAGCGACUACUCAAGCCGGAGCCCCAGCCGCAGCCCCAGCCCGGGCCACAGCCACGGAAGCUACAGCAGCCGCAGCCGCGGGACCCGCAGCCGCACGCGCAGCCCCUCCCGGACCCCCAGUCCCAGCUACCACAGCCGGAGCAGCUCAGAGAGUGGGGGCUUCUGAGCCCAGACAGACCCAGCUUGGUGCCCCCUGGCAUAGGGAAAAGCGAGGGGUCAGGCCCCAGGACCUGUGAGGGGGCCUGCACCCCACUGCUACAAAGAGGUCCCUGGGCCAGGGAAGACCUUGAGGGUGGGCGCCCUG
Mirounga angustirostris (Northern elephant seal) is the source of this 2232-nucleotide messenger RNA. RefSeq names its product serine/arginine repetitive matrix 3 (gene SRRM3). The transcript is spliced from 14 exons. NCBI's taxonomy places the organism in Eukaryota, Metazoa, Chordata, Mammalia, Carnivora, Phocidae. The coding region runs from base 1 to 2094 and encodes 697 amino acids. Gene Ontology annotation, molecular function: mRNA binding. The record is from RefSeq and is a predicted model, not a curated record.